Lolium perenne is the source of this 859-nucleotide messenger RNA. NCBI's taxonomy places the organism in Eukaryota, Viridiplantae, Streptophyta, Magnoliopsida, Poales, Poaceae. The record is from RefSeq and is a predicted model, not a curated record.
UGUGUCCCUCAUUUCCAUGGAGAAGGCAAUUUGGGAUGCACACUACGUUCGCUUUUUUUGCGACAUUUGUAUGGAGGAAGUCAAUGCAAACAAUAGGGAUGGAGGUUGUUUGAGUAGGAAGGGGUACAAGAAUCUUGAGGAUAAAUUUGCCGAGAAAACGGGAAAAAGGUUAACAAAGAAGCAAUUUAAGAACAAAUGGGAUUCGUUAAAAAAGGAAUACACCGGUUGGAUGGAGUUGCUAAAUGCAACCGGGCUAGGUUGGGAUUCGGAAACAAAAACUAUGGAUGCAGAUAAUGAUUGGUGGCAGACUCACCUACAAUAUCGUCCUGAGCAUGUCAAGUUCAGAUAUGGACCACCCGCCAACUUGACACAACUUGAUGUCAUGUUUAAUAAGGCUCAUGUCACCGGAGAAUCUUCGGCCAUCCCGGGGGAAGAGGAAAUGGGAGCGGACAAGGAAGCUGCAAUUCCAGUGGAUGAUGACGAUGAUGCGUCCAAAAAAACACCAAACUUCGUGAAGCGCCUCAAGUUUAGUGGUGGAGAGAAGGAGAAAGAGAGCCCCUUUUACAGGGACUACAAAACAGCCUUGACUAGCCUUGUUUCAUUUGGAAGGGGGGAUGCUGGAGGUUCAAGCGGCAUGGGUGACUCUGUCCCAACAAUGAAGGAGUUUCUAUCUAUGGUUCGAGAGUGUGGAAUCAAAGAAGGCACUGACCUCAUGUUCACAGCUAGUAAGCUAGCAGUGAAAAGGGAGCAUAGAGAGUUGUUGGCGGCAUUUGAGACAUCUGAGGGGAGGCUUGACUAUCUUCAAAGGAUGCACAAUGAGAUGAACAAGUAGAACCAUAACUUGUACUAUUUAUUUGCU